UUGACUUGGCUGUCUCGCGCACAGGUGGGAGCUCCGGUUUGACGAGACAGGGCUGCUGUUGUUCUGAAAAAAGCCCGAGAGCAGCCGGACACACACUUUUAUAUGCCUUUAAAAUUAAACAUGAGAGGAUAAUUAUAUUUUUUAGCAUCAGCCGGUCAGAAAAAGUGAUAUUUUUCUCGGUUUGGUGGAGAAAAGCCUGAGCGGAGGAGACAAAUUGGCCGCAAAUUGCGCCGUCACACUUUAAUGGGAGCGGUGACCUGAGCAGAAAUGGCAGCUGACGACAAAGUUGCCAUCCUGACCGACGAUGAGGAGGAGCAGAAGAGGAAGUACGUGUUGGCCGAGCCGUUCAACUCUCUGUCCACGGAGUUGCCGCCGCAAAACUCGCCGCCGGCCUCGGACUCUCCGCCCGCCGACGCCGAGUCAUCACCCGUCUCUCCGGCCGACUCCAUCGACUGCUGCGAGCGCCUCUGCCUGCGCGUCAACAGCCAGCUACUCAUCUCCAAGAUCUUCUACUUCUUCUUCUAUGCGGCGUACGGCUCGCUACACCCCCUGCUGGCCGUCUACUACAAACAGCUGGGCAUGUCGGCCAGCCGCAGCGGCCUGCUGGUCGGCAUCCGCUACUUCAUCGAGUUCUGCAGCGCGCCGUUCUGGGGCGUCGUGGCCGACCGCUUCAGGAAGGGCAAGGCGGUGCUGCUGUUCUCCGUGCUCUGCUGGCUCGUCUUCAACUGUGGCAUCGGCUUCGUGGAGCCUGCCGAGAUGAGCUGCAAAGAAAAAGGAGUCAGUACCAUCACGCCGACUGUGGCCCCGACAGCGCUGACUCCUCCUCACCUGGACGCUAACGCCACCAAUGGCACGCGGCACCGCCGCAGCCUGGACGUCCUCCUGCAGCUUCCUGUGCUGCAGACGCUCCUCAGCUCCUUGGAAAGCGGGAUCCACCGCUUCAAACGAGGCGUCGGAUCCAACGUGACCUCGGCUCCCUCCACGCCGGGCAACACCACCCAGCCGACGCCGAACACCACGACCACGACCGCCGGCACGACGUCGCGCCCCGCCCCGACCCAAGCCAAAGAGUACCAGAUCAUCUACAACCGGGACCAGGUGGAGAACAUCUUCCUCCUCAUCCUGCUCGUCAUCAUCGUGGGCGAGUUCUUCAGCGCGCCGGCCGUCACCAUCGUGGACACGGUGACGCUGCAGUACCUGGGCAAGGCGCGCGACCGCUACGGCCUGCAGAGGAUGUGGGGCUCACUGGGCUGGGGCCUCGCCAUGCUGCUGGUGGGCAUCUGGAUCGACCACACCCACCUAACCGUGCACAUCGACGGCGUCGGCUGCGUGCUGCCUGAAUACCGCCUGCACAACUACCGCAUCGCAUUCAUCGUCUUCGGCGUGCUGAUGGGCGUGGCUUUCGUCGUGGCCACGCAGUUCUACUUUGAGAAAGGCGGGAACUACCGGCAGGAGCUGCCAGAGGUGGAUGCUCCGGCGGCGGCAGAGGAGGAGGAGACUGCCGGCGUGCGGGCAUCGCCAGACUCGGAGCAGUCGGCCGGCGGUGCGGCGGCGGCACAGGAGUUCCACUACAGCGACCUGCUGCGGCUGCUGUGCAGCGUGCGCUACGGCUCGGUGCUGUUCGUCGCCUGGUUCAUGGGCUUCGGCUACGGCUUCGUCUUCACCUUCCUCUACUGGCACCUGGAGGACCUGAAGGGCACCACCACGCUGUUCGGCGUCUGCUCCGUCCUCAGCCACGCCUCCGAGCUCGCCGCCUACUUCACCAGCCACAAGUUCAUCGAGCUGGUGGGACACAUCAGGGUGCUGUACGUGGGCCUGGCCUGCAACACGGCGCGCUACCUGUACAUCUCCUACCUGACCAACGCCUGGAUCGUCCUGCCCAUGGAGGUGCUGCAAGGAGUGACCCACGCCUCGGUUUGGGCAGCCUGUAUCUCCUACCUGAGUGCGGCCGUCCCCCCGGCGCUGCGCACCUCAGCGCAGGGCAUCCUGCAGGGGCUGCACCUCGGCCUGGGCCGCGGCUGCGGGGCCAUGGUGGGCGGAGUCUUCGUCAACUACUUCGGCGCGGCAGAGACGUUCCGGGGCAUCGGCAUGGCCUCCCUCAUCAUCCUCCUCAUCUUCUCCUUCAUCCAGUGUCUGAGCGGAGAGAGCGAGGAGAAAGAGGACUGCAUGCUGGCAGAGAACAUCCCCGUGCCGUCCAGCCCGGUCCCCAUCGCCACCAUCGACCUGGUGCAGAGCCAGAGCGCCGGCGGAGGCCCCGCCCCCCCGCAGGCGGCCGCCGUGCUGCCCGUCAGGAAGACCAAACACCAGGAGGAGCAGGAGGACGUGAGCCGGCCCACCUGGGUGCUCUCCGGCGCCCCCUGGGUCACCUUCGCCUUCGCCCUGCUGCAGAUCAGAGAGAUGAUGAGCGCCGCCAAGAACGGGCCGCCGCCGGAGACACAGCCGCUACAGGUGCCUAACGAGCGGCCGGUGGUGGAGUACCAGGCGGUGUCACACAGAAACCCCCCCGACGCCAACGCCGUGACGGAGCCGCCCGGGUCUGUGUGCACGCCAGACGCCGCCUCAGAGACCAGCUCUCCCCCCCCGGCAGAAACCGGCUCUCCCGAGCACAGAGACCAAACGCACCCGGCAGGACGAGCCGAGGAAGACGCACCGUGAUGAAGCUUCUGGAAACCGCUGUCAUGUGACUUUUCAUCAAACAAACCACAGAAACUUACCCGCCGCAGAGAAACGUCUGAAGGAAAUGUUAAAUGCGAUAUAUUUUGAUGGGGGUUUUUUUGUUUGUUUAUGGGGGAAUUGGAGGUGCGCCUGGUUCAGCCUUGGUUCAGGCGGCUGAAUCAAACGCACCUCCCAGGAGGGCUGCACCGAGAAUGAAGGAAAAUCCUGCAACGCACAAAACAAACAAACAAACAAACAAAGUGCAUCUUAACAUGUCCUGAGUCUAAACAUCGAUCUGGUUAAAGUCUAAAAAGCCACCAGGGAAAAAAACAGCUGGUAGUGCAAAAAUAAAAACAGGCAAUAAUAAAUGUUAUUUUUUUAAUGUUAUAGUUCAAUUAUGAAAUUCUUAACCCUAUAAAGCCAUUUGUAUCAUA
Messenger RNA from Myripristis murdjan (pinecone soldierfish), 3089 nucleotides. RefSeq names its product major facilitator superfamily domain containing 6a (gene mfsd6a). The record is from RefSeq and is a predicted model, not a curated record. The transcript has 7 exons. Lineage: Eukaryota; Metazoa; Chordata; Actinopteri; Holocentriformes; Holocentridae. Gene Ontology annotation, cellular component: plasma membrane. Gene Ontology annotation, biological process: antigen processing and presentation of exogenous peptide antigen via MHC class I. Bases 268 to 2655 code for a protein of 795 amino acids.